AUGCAGGAAGCUGCCACUGAUCAGUCACUCAACACCAAGAAUGUCUUCUUGUCAGCUCUCCGUUUCGCCAUGUCCAUCGACACACUGAAGAACACUCCUGAGGUUGAUCAAGAACUCAAAACCUCAGCUCAAGAACAAGUGGAGUUCAUGCUAUCUGAGCACAAAGAGGUACGGCUACUGAUUUCUGAAGAGGAAGUGAAAUCGGUAGUAAGACUAGGCAUCUCGAACGCUAUCUCGACGUUACUAGACAGAUUAUCAUCUCUGCUUCAUCGUCUUCCUGAUUGUCCUGAGUUUGAUGCUCUUACUACACUCUAUGAUAUGGAGUGGCUGUGCAAAGUGUUGCCGAGGAUGGAGUUGAUGAAAGAUCUUGUCUUUAAGUGGGCUGAUGUAUCAAACGAGAUUCUUGUGAUUGUUCAGAACUGUAAGUUGGAUUGUAGGAUAUUGGGUGUGAAGGUGAAGCUAGUUGAGGUUACAGGGAAGGUUUUAGAAGCGGUGGGUUAUGGAGUUGUGAUUGCUCCUUCAAGAAGCAGAGCUUGUCUUGUGAAGAAAUGGUUGCCUUUCAUAAGAAAGUUGAAGACUUUGGUUGAUGCAGAAGGAUCUGAGUCUUGUGAGUAUAGAAUGGAUGAAGAUCUUUGUGAGUUCAUUGAAGGAUCUAUGGUGUCUUUGGUUUUGACAUUGCCUUCUAAUGAUCAAGCAGAGGUGUUUGGGGAAUGGAUGAGAGGGAUUGGGUUGGAAGGUGUGAAGUUUCCGGAUUUGAGUGAAGCUUUUGAGGUUUGGUGUUAUAGAAGUAAGUCUGCAAAGAGAAGGUUGUUGGAAAGAUGUGACAGACUUGCAAUUGAGAAUCUUUCUCUCUAA
Microthlaspi erraticum is the source of this 855-nucleotide messenger RNA. NCBI's taxonomy places the organism in Eukaryota, Viridiplantae, Streptophyta, Magnoliopsida, Brassicales, Brassicaceae. The record is from the annotation of a GenBank genome assembly.